AUGGCUCAGUUUACUUUCUUCCUUUUCAUGCUAUUCUCUCUUUCUUUCAGCACCCUUUUUAGCCAAGCUUACAGUUCACUUUCGGACACAAAACCAUUAGUUUUACCAAUACACCAAGAUGCUGCUACUACACUUUUAGUAGCCAACAUCUUAGUAAGAACACCCCUAAAAUCCGUGGGCUUCGUAGUGGACCUAAACACCCGCCAUGUUUGGGCUAAUUGCGAAACCAACUACGAUUCAUCCACCUUUAGUCAGCCCAAAUGUGAUUCGGUCCAAUGCAAAAUAGCCGGUACAAGCUAUUGCUUUACUAGUUGCCAAGGGGCUAGACCGUUUUGUCACACUAAUACAUGUGGGUACUUGUUAGAAAAUCCGGUGUCUCACCAAAGUACAAUUGGUGAGCUAGCCCAAGAUGUCAUUGCUUUUAGUUCAACUGAUGGGAAAAAACCCGGCCCAUUGGUUCGUAUACCCGAUUACCUCUUCACUUGUGCCCCAUCCGAUUUAGUUGAAUCGCGGUUACCCAAAGGGGUCCAAGGUGUAGCCGGGCUAGCCUAUGCUCCGAUUGCCUUACAAAAUGUGCUUGCAUCUAAACUUGGGCUUAAGCGCAUUUUUACUAUGUGCAUCCCAUCUAGCACUUCUGCUGAUGGGGUCCUUAUAUUUGGGUCCGAUGGGCCUUAUAGUUUUCUUCCAGGUAUCGAUGUAUCUAAGACUCUCAAAUACACACCAUUAACCAUAAGCCCAUUCGACGAAUACUAUGUAAAUGUCAAGUCCAUUAAAAUUAACAAAAAGCCCAUACCCGGCCUAAACACCACUUUGCUAUCGGUAAAGGAUACGGGUUCGGGUGGGGGAACCACAUUUAACACCUUGUUACCUUACACCAUCCUAGAAGGAUCCACUUUCAAGGCUGUUAUUCCCUCCUUGGGGCACUUGGCCCACUCCACCAUGGGCUACUCCCCCAUGUCCGUACCCCUCCACUCCAUGGGCCAGACCUCCAGCAGGGCCCAAACCUCAGCAAAAUGGAAUUCUCGGCCCUAGACCCCAGCAACAAGCCUACAGCACUCAAGCUCCUUCGACAGUAGGCUAUGCUCCAACUGAUAUCGAGGCCGCAAUGCACACUCUCUCCCUCACUCCUCCUGAUGAAAAUUGGUACAUGGAUACCGAUGCUACCUCUCAUAUCACAUCUCAUCAAGGUACUCUCUCGUCCUAUUUUAAUUUGAGCACUCAUAAUAUUAUUGUUGGUAAUGGCAAUGAAAUUCCAAUUCG
Molecule: messenger RNA, 1260 nt
Organism: Chenopodium quinoa (quinoa)
Lineage: Eukaryota; Viridiplantae; Streptophyta; Magnoliopsida; Caryophyllales; Amaranthaceae
Product: basic 7S globulin 2-like
Exons: 1
Coding region: 1-1032 (343 amino acids)
Biological process (GO): proteolysis
Molecular function (GO): aspartic-type endopeptidase activity
Source: RefSeq, a predicted model, not a curated record